Penicillium malachiteum is the source of this 1362-nucleotide messenger RNA. RefSeq lists its product as uncharacterized. The transcript has 4 exons. The record is from RefSeq and is a predicted model, not a curated record. The coding region runs from base 1 to 1362 and encodes 453 amino acids. Lineage: Eukaryota; Fungi; Ascomycota; Eurotiomycetes; Eurotiales; Aspergillaceae. Gene Ontology annotation, cellular component: membrane. Gene Ontology annotation, biological process: transmembrane transport. Gene Ontology annotation, molecular function: transmembrane transporter activity.
AUGGAUGGCUCCAUCAGGCGUAUCGAGAAACCCGACCUUGACGAGAUGGAGAGGUCGGAGAAAAUUGAGAAGAACACUGCUCCUUUCACUCCACAAGAUGAGAAAAAACUCGUACGCAAGCUAGACUUCUGGAUCAUCCCACUCAUGAUGGUUACAUACUUCCUGCAGAGUUACGAUAAGGGUAUCAUGAGUGCUGCCACGCAAUUCGGCUUCGAAACUGAUCUAAAUUUGGAAUAUGUGGUUGGAUACGAGGCGGACGGCACUGCCGAAACUAACAACAAGCGAUACUCCAAUGCAUCGAUGAUUUUCUAUGUUGGUUACCUGAUCGGGACUUAUCCCAUGAUGUAUCUUGCACAGCACUUCCCCGUCUCUCGUGUUAUCGCAACUGCAACUUUUAUCUGGGGCAUCGUGGUGAUGUCAACUGCUGGCUGCACAAACUAUGCUGGCAUCAUGGUCAACCGUUUGUUCCUCGGUAUUUUUGAGUCUGCCGUUGCACCCACUUUUACUGUGCUGAUCACCUUCUGGUGGACUCGUGAGGAACAAGCUUUACGUACUGGACUAUGGUACUGCUGUGUUGGAGUGGCUACUACCAUCGGACCUUUCCUUGACUAUGCCCUCGGUCAAGUCAAUGGACCUCUUCGGACCUGGGAACCCAUGUUCCUUGUUCUCGGUGGGAUCACUACUGCUUGGUCAGUGGUGUUAUUCUUUCUCCUACCUGAUGGUCCUUACACAACAAAGGGUCUCAAUGAAUUUGAGCGUCAAAUCGCAAUUAGCCGAUUGGAGCGAAACCAGGCCGGAACAAUCACCCGUGAAUUUGAUAGGGCUCAGUUCCUCGAAACAUUCCGAGACUUCAAGACAUACAGCUGUUUCCUGAUCAUUCUUCUCACCGGUGUACCCUCUGGCGCCAUUGGUACCUUUGGAACCAUUGUUAUCAAUGGUUUUGGAUAUGAUCAUUUCGACUCUCUGGCCUUAACCAGCCCUAUUGGCGCUCUGACCGCCCUUUCUAUCUUAAUCGUUGGCUAUCUCACUCGUAAAUUCAAUGGAACCCGCUAUCUUUGCAUAAUGGUUUGUGCAUUGAUUUCUAUUGCGGGUACCUUGAUUUGUUGGUUUGGCCCUCGGAGCAACAAAGGUCUCUUGUUCGCGGGAAUUUUCUUGAUUGCCGUCCAAGUUGCCUCGGGUGGCAUUGCAGUUUCUCUUGCUGCCUCAAAUAUUGCCGGUCAUACCAAAAAAGCCACAACUAGUGCAACCACCUUUGUCGGUUAUUGUAUCGGCAAUAUCAUCGGUCCACUUAUUUUUGGCGCUUCCCAGGUCCUAUCUACCGCUCUGGUUUCAUCGAAUGAAGACUUCCGAUAUGUGCUUUGA